GUGUCAUUUGGUUAAACUCUGCUGCUUCCUUUUCCUCUUUUGUCAUUCCUUGAGUUGAGAGCAAACUUAAGUGUUUUCAGAACAAGGAUACGGCACAAGAAAGUAACUGAUAUUACUUUGAACCUCAAAUACGUGCAUUUAUUUGCUCCUGUUGAGCGGGACCCAAGGAAACGUUGAGGUUAUCGAAUGGAAACUACUUUAACUGAAGCAUGGUGGCUUGCAAAGACAUCUAUUGAGUAAUUUCUAUGGUCCUCUGACUUUAUUGGCCGGUGGGUUUGAAGUAAAGAAGACAACACCAACUUUUUCUGUAGCAAUGCUAAAGUGACGCCAGUAUUGUAGCAAGUGUCUAGAAGACCUUUCAGUUCUGUAACCAUCUAGUGCCACAUUCAAAGACUCAACAUAAAUUCCAGCGACACUGACCAUGAAGGUGGAGAGUUUAUUACUAGCAUUGCAAUGCCUGCUGGGAUUUGUACACUACGGCGGAGGAUUGUCAACAUGCAGUUCUUUAGACCUAGAGCUAAUAAAGAGAAAGCGAAUCGAAGCGAUUCGAGGACAGAUUCUCAGCAAACUACGACUGUAUAAAGAACCAGAAGUAGACGAGGAAGAGGAGUUACAAAACGUCCCAGCAGAGCUCAUCUCAGUAUACAACAGCACCGUGGAGCUAAAUGAGGAGCAGGCGGCCCCUCUUGAACAACCCAGAGAAGAUCCUAUGGAGGAGGAAUACUAUGCUAAAGAGGUUCACAAAUUCACCAUAAAACUGAAACAGGGAACCCCGGACAAGAUAUUGUUCAACAUCACAGAUAUAAGCCACACAUUGGGUUUAGACUGCACAAUCUCCCAGGUGGAGCUCCGGAUGCGCAUCAUGAGUUUUUCAGGUGCUACAGAGCAGAGACUGGAGCUGUAUCAGGGCACUGGGAACAAGUCGCGCUACUUGGAAUCACGCUUUAUUUCCGACAAAAUGGCAAGCAAAUGGCUAACGUUUGAUGUGACACAGACCUUGAAGGACUGGCUCCAGAGAAAUGAGGCAGAGCAGGGAUUUCAAUUGAAGAUGGCAGAUAACUGUGACCCUUCGACUACAUUUCCACUCAAAAUAGCAGGUUUGUCAACUACAAGAGGUGAUACAGAAACCUUAGCAGACCAUAUGCCAAAGCCUCACAUUUUGGUCAUGUCACUUCCCCUUGAAGGCCGCAGCUCAUCAAAAUCUCGCAGAAAACGUCAAACUGAAACAGAACAAGUUUGUACCGAUAAGUCUGACAGCUGCUGUGUCAGAAGUCUGUACAUUGACUUCCGCAAAGACCUGGGCUGGAAGUGGAUACAUGAACCUUCUGGUUAUUACGCCAACUAUUGCACUGGCUCUUGCUCUUUCGUCUGGACUUCAGAAAAUAAAUACUCACAGGUUCUUGCGCUGUAUAGGCAUCACAAUCCUGGUGCAUCUGCUCAACCCUGCUGUGUACCUCAGGUUCUAGACCCACUGCCCAUCCUUUACUAUGUGGGCCGGCAACAUAAGGUAGAACAACUGUCAAAUAUGAUUGUGAAGACCUGCAAGUGUUGCUGAAAGCCAUAUCUCUGUUUGGUUCUUGUGAGCAAAAUCAAGAGAGGAACAUUUUGAAGCAGUUUUAACCCAGUAUUUUUGGAGGGGAACUAUUUUAUUCCUGUUAUUUUGGUCCUUUUCAUUUUACUUGACUCCGCUGUACCACACUUCGAUGUACUGAUACUGUUGUACAUUUAUGUUGAUGAUACUCUACAUUUGCUGUACAUGUUGUCAUAAAAGUGGCAAUAUUCAUUGUUUUAUUUAGAGGUGUCAACUAUUAUUUAACAGAAAAUCAAAUUGUGACUUAAAAUUUUCAUCACAGUUCGAUGUAGAUUAUUCUGAAUAAAAGUUUGCAUAUAAAAACUAUUGGACACGUCGUUUACUGUAUUAAGUGGAAUAUAAUAUCUCUCCGUUCUGUGCAGACUGUUUAUAUCUGUACUUGCAUUGCUAACGUAAUUAUGUUGUUGUUACUUAACUAUGCUGUUGACAUUGAAAAACUUUCCUUGAUUUUUAAUACAGUAUGUGCUUGCAAAUUAUUUUAUAUUAUUUUCUCAAAUUAAUCCCUCAGCUCCAAAAGUAAGCACAGUUGCUGUGUAAUUUAAUUUUAUUGCUUUCAGGUGUAAUUUGUAUGUGCUGUUGGUGUAAUUUUAUUGCUGUAUACUGUAUUUGUGAUCACCACUGAUUGUUUGUUGCAUGUACCAGUGCAUAUUGUUUUUCUGUUUUUCCCAGAAUCCACAUUUGUUACAGGUGUUCAGGAAAGACUAUUUCCUGCAAGCUAUUUUGUUGUGGCUUCAGAGCUGGCAAGGCUUUUAUUUUUUUUAUUUCUUUAUUAAGGAAGUGAAUUAAAAGUUUGUACACUGUGUGGUAGA
Molecule: messenger RNA, 2400 nt
Organism: Carassius auratus (goldfish)
Lineage: Eukaryota; Metazoa; Chordata; Actinopteri; Cypriniformes; Cyprinidae
Product: transforming growth factor beta-1
Exons: 8
Coding region: 422-1555 (377 amino acids)
Biological process (GO): regulation of cell population proliferation; transforming growth factor beta receptor signaling pathway
Cellular component (GO): extracellular region
Molecular function (GO): transforming growth factor beta receptor binding; cytokine activity; growth factor activity
Source: RefSeq, a predicted model, not a curated record